Messenger RNA from Tripterygium wilfordii, 2072 nucleotides. RefSeq names its product alpha/beta hydrolase domain-containing protein 17B-like. The record is from RefSeq and is a predicted model, not a curated record. Lineage: Eukaryota; Viridiplantae; Streptophyta; Magnoliopsida; Celastrales; Celastraceae. The coding region runs from base 273 to 1523 and encodes 416 amino acids. The transcript has 5 exons.
CUUUUCUCUCGCCGGAAUUUCCUCCAUUUUUUCCCCACCCUUGCCUUUCCAUUUUCUCUCACUUUCUCGCCGUCCAAACAGACCCUCACAACACGCACUACUCUUUGUUGAUAGUGGUGACGACUUGAUAUAAUUUUUUUUUAUUGAGGAUCGAAUUGACUGUUCUUAUUCCGUGAAUAUUUGGAUUUGGAGUGUUUUCUUUUAUUUACUUGUAUUUAGUUUUUAAAAGAAUAAUUUGUUUUUGCGGGGGUUUGAUUUGUGUGAUUGGGGGGAUGGGGGCGAUGACGUCAUCGAUGGCGGCGAAGUUUGCUUUCUUUCCGCCGAAUCCGCCUUCAUACCAGGUGGUGGUGGAGGAGGUGAUUGGGAAGCUGACCAUGACUGGUGUGGUGAAUAGGGGAAACGCUGACGUUUUGAAGCUGGCGACCGAGAGAGGGAAUCAGGUGGUAGCGGUCUACUUUAGGAACCCUGAAGCUAAGCUGACGAUGUUGUAUUCGCACGGUAACGCCGCCGAUCUUGGCCAGAUGUACGAUUUGUUUAGCGAACUCAGUUUGCAUCUCCGAGUCAAUCUGAUGGGGUCAGUCCACGCUUUGACUUUUCUUUGUGUAUUCAAUUGGAUCAUGGCUUUAUUGAUGAUUAUGUAUUGCGUACUUACAUCGCGUUCAUUAAUAUAUCUGUGCAGGUAUGAUUACUCUGGUUAUGGCCAGUCGACUGGGAAGCCAAGUGAGCAGAACACAUACGCUGACAUAGAAGCUGCAUAUAGGUGCCUUCUUGAGAAAUAUGGGGCGAAGGAGGAAGAUGUUAUCCUGUAUGGACAAUCAGUGGGAAGUGGACCUACUCUAGAUUUGGCAACCCGGUUACCAAGAUUGAGGGCUGCGGUUCUCCACAGUCCAAUCAUGUCUGGACUCCGCGUCAUGUAUCCAGUGAAGCGAACUUACUGGUUCGACAUUUAUAAGAACAUUGAUAAAAUACCGAUUGUCAAUUGUCCAGUACUGGUGAUCCAUGGCACUGCUGAUGACGUUGUGGAUUGGUCACAUGGGAAGCAACUCUGGGAGCACUGCAAGGAAAAGUAUGAACCGUUAUGGAUUAAAGGGGGAAACCAUUGUGACCUGGAACUAUACCCACAAUACAUCAAGCAUCUCAAGAAGUUUAUAUCAGCCAUUGAGAAGUGGCCUUAUCAACGGAAAGUGUCUGGCACAUUUAAAGACCAACCAGAUAAUAAUCCAAGGAAGAGCACAGAUGUUAGAGAUACUUCCAGAUCAAGCACAGAUCAAAAAGAUAGGCCUAGACCAAGUACUGGCCACCGAGAAAUGCCAAGGGCAAGCACAGAUCGUAGAGAGAAAUCAAGAACUAGUGUUGAUAGGAGAGAUAAAUUAAUAAAGAGUGUGGACCGUUCUGAGAAAGCCGGUAAUGCCACUGACCAGCCUGAAAAAGCGAGGAACAGCAUUGAUCGCUUUGGAAACAUGGUGAGAUCAGUCGGAUUUUGUAAUAUUGAUUGUUUUAAACCAUCAGCAACAGCCCUUUGAGGAAGUGACGGUUAGUAGGCUGAUUCAGGUUGUGUAUUUCAUUCUUAGUUAUUUGAUUUGCCUAUUGUUUGGGUAUAGGGAAAAUUUCUUGGUACUUAUUAUCCAUUUUCCACUAGAAAAAAUAGGAAAUUUAUUUAUGGGCAAGUUGUACAUCUAAUUCAUUAUCUUUUCCCACUAAGUCUCUCUCUGUAAGAUACACAUGCUUUCUUCGUUCUAAUUUGGCGCUGAUUUGAAUUGAUGGAAGCUUCUGUACAGCAUUUGCUUUAAUUCAACACAGUUCCUCUCUAUCUUUCUGUGAAUUUAGGUUUUGAUGAGAGAAAUCAAGGUUGCACAACUUGCCUGUAAAUUCUCUCCAAAUACUGGUUUCAUGUCUGAUAUGAGUUAUUAGAUUAUUGCAGAGCGUUUUAGGUUGAUGGGGAAAAAAGUAUUCGCCAUAGUGUGUGCCUUGUAUGACUUUACGUUGUAUUGAGAGUUGAGGCAGGAUUCUAGACCAUUGUAAUUUUGUUUUGAUUCAAAGAAGUUGAAUUGCAUUCAGUAUCAUCAUCCCUA